Messenger RNA from Drosophila bipectinata, 1791 nucleotides. RefSeq lists its product as uncharacterized. NCBI's taxonomy places the organism in Eukaryota, Metazoa, Arthropoda, Insecta, Diptera, Drosophilidae. The record is from RefSeq and is a predicted model, not a curated record.
UCGAAAAAAUUAUCGAAGCUUCCUUGUGUUAAAAUUCAUUUCUUUCUGGCAUCACCUCUUCAAGUUUUUCCAUUCAGCUCAGCCUUCGGAACGGAAUAAUUGAAUUUUUUAUUCGGACAAAAUGUAUUUAAAUUUCCGUGGAGGAAAGACUAUCAACCGGGUGUGUCAAUGUACACUCCUUGCGGGAUGCAAUGAGACAUUGAUGGACAAAGAAGUUGUAUACAACAGUGGAACAAUUAUAUCCCGGAAAUGCUCGGGACAUUUGAAUCAGCCGAUUGUAAAUCUUAAAGUUCUGCAUAACUUUGGAACCUUUAUAUGGCAUAGAUGCACUUGCAACACCAAGUUAUUAGAAAUAUGUGAACUGCGCAAUUAUGGAACCAUAAUAAGUUGCAAAUCCACUUGCACACCAAUAGCUAAUCCGGAAAAUGUACGUAUGAGACUGGACAUUAGCAAGCAUUUUGAGAUUCCGAAAGGCACCGUCCAAUCCGAUUUGGAAAGUUUUGUUAUUAAGGUUAAGUCCGACAUAAUGCAUUUAAGUCCUUUUAUGGGAUCUGGAGCAUCAUAUUCUUUAACGUUUAUGGGCGAUCCUCCAAUAACACUAUCGGAAGGAACUUUGUCGUGUAAUGAAAUUUCGGCAAGUCAUUCCAACGGCCAUUUUGCGAAUGGUGAAAAUAGAAUUAUACCGAAUUCAGCUUCAUCAUCGGCGAAUUCUUCAAACCAUCUAGAAAAUGGUUUAGACGAACGCCGCGAACUGGAGGAAUCGAGUUUGGCCGUUCGUGGCCAAACACACACAAAUGUUUUAUCCAUCAAGCCAAAAGCUGAGGUUAUGAGUCCAUCGGAACCAAUGGAAAUGCCUCACUGGCAAAGAGUACAUCUUGAGAAGGACCGUGAACUCGCAACCAUUUGUCAUAAUUCUGGACUAAAAAGCAAAGUUGAGUUUUCUCAGGAACCAACUUCUUCAAAGGCAACUGCAAUGAAAGAUCCCAGAUUGACAACUUUACAAAACCCAAUAAUUAUAGAUGAAAGAAAUGAUCCACCCGGAGCGAUUCAACCGAUUCCUUAUCCAAAUGGGGAACACGCAUUACAAAGCAUCAAAAAUGAGCCUAAUAAGACUGAAGCCAGCAGCGGUCAUAAUUCUGGAGUUUUUAUGAACUUUUUGGCGGCGAAUUCACUACAAGCAAAUAGGAAUAUUGUCAACAAAAAUCCAAAUGAAAGCUUUAGCUUGACUAACAUGGGUAUGCAACCAUUGGAAUCCUCGAUCCUCAAGUCACCAGCAUCUCAAGACAGCAAAAGUCCAAAUGAAAGAUUACCAGACUCACAGCUGACAAGUAAAGAUCCACCAAGAUGCCGUACCCGUAUAGUAUAUGGACAGCCAACUGUGAUCUACAAGAACAGGUCGUCUGUUAAAAAAAAUCAGGGAAUGUCCUCAGGAAAAAUUGCGGCCCCAAUGAAUCUUAAAAUCCUUGGCAAGGAGAAUGUACAGAAUCUAUACGCCAGUGACUUGGUUCAUCCGACUACUUCUUUUAGCGAUCCGUCACAAAAUGUGUCUACAUCAAAUAUCUCUCCCGAAAAAAACAAAUCGGGCAAUUUCCUCAGGGUAAAAAGUUUUGCUAGUCUAACGAAUUUCGUAGGUGCUGCAAAUUUAGUUAGCUUUCCAAAUGCACAUUGUAAACCAACGAAGAAGAGUCCUUCUUCAUCAUCUUAGCCGUUUUCGUCAUCCCAUAAUUUUGGCGAUUAUUAAACAAAAUCGAAAUUGAUAUACUUUGCAAGGUUAAUUUCAACGAAUGUUUU